UUCCAGAUUUUCGAGCACGAAGUCCGUCACCCUCCCAAUGGUUGGAUUCCGUUUUUUUCUAAUCCUGGCCCUUACCAGCCCUACCUUUGCUGGCUUACUCCGGGGAAAUGAUGGGCGUGGACUCGGAGUCACGUACGUUGACGAAGAAGAUUACUAUUCUGAGACUACGACCACGAGCCUCUCUCCUGGAGUUCCAAGCGUCACUAGCACAGUCUCCGCCUCUUACAAGAGCGCUCCGGCGGCUGCCACUGUCGCCUCUGUCACCGAGGUCGAGCACACGGCUCCGGUAGGCUCAGUCACUACCACGGAAGAGGUCACCCAUGUCCAUCCCCCAGCUCCAGUUGCCACCGUCACCACCACAGAAGAAGUCACCCAUGCGCACCACUCUGUUCCAGUGGCAGCAGUCACGACCGCUACAGAGGUCACCGAGGUCGAGCAUUCUGCUCCGGUUCUAGCAGCGGCCCCUGAUGUCAAACCAGUUCACGUGGCCACUGAAGUUACGACGUUCGACGCCGCUCAUGCUGUAGCCAACUACCACGCCUCCCCAUCAGCGGUCACUUUUCACGCCGCUCCUACAGCAGCUGCAGUUACUCAUGUCUCCCCUGUCUUCACAACUGAAACACACGUGGCUCCAGUUUACUCUUACGGCGUGGGAUCUCUCGGCUACGGGACCGGAAACUACGGGUAUGGGCAUGGCUUGGGCGCCUACGGGCUCAACUACGGCUAUGGUCUCGGCGAUCCUGUGGAGUACGCCAUUCUCCUUCGUCGAAGAAAGUGAACGACACCAAGGAGCAAGAAGGAAGCAAUUCUGGGAAGUUUUGAGUUCAUGUGACAGCUAAUGGAGCAAAAACAACAGCACAAAAUGAACGUGUUCGUUGUCGCAUAAUGAAGAGAAAGUAUAUAAGCCUUGUAUUUAUUAAUCACUUGUUUCGUGCACGAGAACAUCUGAUGUGCUCAAAUUUUCAAACAAUAUUAAUAACAUUUAUGAGAUUCUCAGCAUCUGUGAUUCUUUCGGUACGGUUUCAGAGGCUUUUAUACACAGAAAUAACAAGCGUGUAUUUAUGUACACAACAGUAAGUAGUAGUUAAAAAAAUUUGAAGACUCUUUUUUGAAUAUUUUCCGUCUGUCUCCGCAUCAGAAAAUAAACAAAGUACCUACUUCCCUUU
Molecule: messenger RNA, 1166 nt
Organism: Ixodes scapularis (black-legged tick)
Lineage: Eukaryota; Metazoa; Arthropoda; Arachnida; Ixodida; Ixodidae
Product: mucin-3A
Exons: 3
Coding region: 38-778 (246 amino acids)
Source: RefSeq, a predicted model, not a curated record